ACUUCCGGUAGGAGCCUCGCAGGAAUGGUCUCCGGGUAGAGGCAGGUAAGGAUGUCCCGGGCCGGUGGAGAAGGAAGAGCUGGGCGUGUGGCUUCGCUUGGAAUCCGAAUCAGAGCUUGGACCAGAGCCUUCCCUGAGAAUGCUGAAGCAACACCUUCUUUGGAUUGAGUUUCUUCCAGAGGGAACGAAGAAGAGGAUUAAAUAAUACAUUCAAUUCUAAAAUAAGACAUGGCCCAUGAGUUGGUGAUGUUCAGAGAUGUGGCUAUAGAUGUCUCUCAGGAGGAAUGGGAAUGCCUGAACCCAGCGCAGAGGAAUUUGUACAAGGAGGUGAUGUUGGAGAAUUAUAGCAACUUGGUGUCACUUGGCUAGAGUGCAAUGGCGUGAUCUCGGCUCACCACAACCUCUGCCUCCCAGCUUCAAGCAAUUCUCCUGCCUCAGCCUCCCGAGUAGCUGUGAUUACAGGACUUUCUGUUUCUAAGCCAGCCGUAAUCUCCUCAUUGGAGCAAGGGAAGGAGCCCUGGAUGGUUGUGAGGGAAGAGACAGGAAGAUGGUGCCCAGACUUGGCAUCCAGAGAUGAGCCCCAGAAGUUAUCUCCAAAAAGGGAUAUUUAUGAAACAGAAUUAUCCCAGUGGGUUAACAUGGAAGAAUUUAAAAGCCAUAGUCCUGAGAGAUCAAUUUUCAGCGCUAUCUGGGAAGGCAACUGUCAUUUUGAGCAACAUCAGGGACAAGAGGAGGGUUAUUUUAGACAACUUAUGAUUAACCAUGAAAACAUGCCCAUUUUUAGCCAACAUACUUUACUCACUCAAGAAUUUUAUGAUAGAGAGAAAAUCUCUGAAUGUAAAAAGUGUAGAAAAAUCUUCAGUUACCAUUUAUUUUUUAGUCACCACAAAAGAACUCAUUCUAAAGAACUUUCUGAAUGUAAAGAAUGCACAGAAAUUGUUAAUACACCAUGCCUUUUUAAACAACAGACAAUUCAAAAUGGUGACAAAUGCAAUGAGUGUAAAGAAUGUUGGAAGGCCUUUGUUCAUUGCUCACAACUUAAACAUCUAAGAAUUCAUAAUGGUGAAAAACGCUAUGAAUGUAACGAAUGUGGGAAGGCCUUUAAUUAUGGCUCAGAACUUACUCUACAUCAAAGAAUUCACACUGGUGAGAAACCUUAUGAAUGUAAAGAAUGUGGGAAGGCCUUUAGACAGCGAUCACAGCUUACUCAACAUCAGAGACUUCAUACUGGUGAAAAACCCUAUGAAUGUAAGCAAUGUGGGAAGGCUUUUAUUCGUGGCUUUCAACUUACUGAACACCUGCGACUCCAUACUGGAGAGAAACCUUAUGAAUGUAAAGAAUGUGGAAAGACUUUUAGGCAUCGCUCACAUCUUACUAUACAUCAGAGAAUUCAUACUGGUGAGAAACCCUAUGAAUGUCGGGAAUGUGGGAAGGCCUUUAGCUAUCACUCAAGCUUCUCACACCAUCAGAAAAUUCAUUCUGGCAAGAAACCUUAUGAAUGUCAUGAAUGUGGGAAGGCUUUUUGUGAUGGCUUACAACUAACCCUACAUCAGAGGAUUCAUACUGGUGAGAAACCCUAUGAGUGUAAGGAAUGUGGGAAGACUUUUAGACAGUGUUCACACCUCAAAAGACAUCAGAGAAUUCAUACUGGUGAGAAACCUCAUGAAUGCAUGAUAUGUGGUAAGGCCUUUAGACUUCAUUCACACCUUAUUCAACAUCAAAGAAUUCAUACUGGUGAGAAACCCUAUGAAUGUAAGGAAUGUGGGAAGGCCUUUAGCUAUCAUUCAAGCUUCUCACACCAUCAGAGAAUUCAUUCUGGAAAGAAACCUUAUCAAUGCGGGAAGGCGUUUAAUCAUAGAUUACAACUUAACUUACAUCAGACUCUUCAUACUGGCGAGAAGCCAGUCAGGUUUCCUCUCCUCCCUCCCCAUCCUAGUCUAGCAUCAUGAAAUUUGUUGAUGGAAAUAUACAUUGUCUUUGUUUUAUUUAAGGAAAAAGUUGGUAAGCCACCAGUUUCAUUAGUAUUUAUUUAUUUAAAUAAUCCUUGAAAAUCAAAUGUUUUUAAGUGAGAAAGUGGAUAACUAAAGUGUAAAUUUUGGUCUCAUUUUAAUGCUGUUUCUGAGUUAUUGUAUUAACCAUUAUUGAGAAUAAAUUUUUUUAUUGAGAAUAAAUUUUCUAAAAUUACAUGUUUCACUGAAACCAGUGAAAUAUUUCACUGAAACAGUGAAAUAAAAUGAAAACAAUUUCCUCCCUUCCCUCAAAUCUCUGAGAUAACCAGUAUGUGUAUUUCUUCUUCCUUUAUGCUCAAACAACCUGUACACAGAAAGCAUUUUUUGCAUGUGUUUGGAGGAGCUUUUACCCCCAUACAGACAUUUGACAGCGUCUUGUCCUUUUCAUAAUAAUCAUGAAUACUUUUCCAGGUCAGUACGUAAAGAUGUAACCCAUUCUUUGUAAGGUUCAGAAUAUUUCUAGAAUGGAAUGUAUGUCCGUAUUUUGGGCCAUUACCUACUACAGACAUUGAAGUUGUUUCUAAUGUUCACCUAGAACUCUAAUUUUACCUUCUUUUGUUUCUAUUGUGCAGAUUCCCAACAGUGGGAUUAAAGAGUAUCUGGCGUAUAUAUUUUGACAUUACAUUUAUUUUUUAAAAUCUUCUAAAUUUUUUGUUUAAUAAAAGCACACAUUAUAAAAAUUCAAAAAUUACCAAAAAUGUGAAAAUUAAUUCUCCCCUAACAUCCAGUUCUGUAGCCACUCACUUUCCACAGAUGCAACAACUGCUAUCAGUUUCCUUUUAUUCUAACGGGAAUAUUUCAUGUAAAUUUCAUAAAUUCUUUGGACAAAAGUAGGUUAUUCAUAAUAUGUGAUUUAUUACACAUUCUCAUUAUUAGUCCACAUUUGGCCUACUUCAUUUUUUUUUUUUUUGAGACACACCCAGGCUGGAGUCCAGUGGUGCAAUCUUGGCUCACUGCAACCUCCGCCACCCAGGUUAAAAAUUCUCCUGCCUCAGCCUCCUGAGUAGCUGGGACUACAGGCAUGCGCAGCCACUAUGCCCGGCCAAUAAGCUAUAUUUAUUCUUAUUUGAUGUGGAUGAAAAUUAUCAAAAUUGGCCAGGCUUGGUGGCUCAUGCCUGUAAUCCCAGCACUUUGGGAGGCCGAGGCGGGCGGAUCACGAGGUCAGGAGAUCGAGACCAUCCUGGCUAACAUGGUGAAACCCCGUCUCUACUAAAAAAAAAAUACAAAAAUUAGCUGGGCGUGGUGGUGGGUGCCUGUAGUCCCAGCUACUCGGGAGGCUGAGGCAGAAGAAUGGCGUGAACCUGGGAGAUGGAUCUUGCAGUAAGCUGAGAUCGCGCCACUGCACUCCAGCGUGGGCAACACAGUGAGACUCUGUCUCAAAAAGAAAAAAAAAAAAGAAAAUUGUCAAAACACAACCAAUAGAUAAUGUUAACAUGCAUUCUAACAUGCAAUUUAUUGGAUUUAGCGAAUAGAAUGUGAGUGGAAGUUACUUUUGGUAGAACUGUUGGGAAAAGGGCUUGUGGAGUGCCUGCAUAAACUGGCCAUAAAAAUAUGGGACAAUAAGUUGUGGAAAGCCACAAGAGGCCUCUGAGGAGGAAAGCCUCCUAAUUGCCAUCACGUUCCUAUGACCAGAGUGUGACCUGCUCUCUUAUCUAUAAACACUGUGCUCAAGGAGAAAGACACUCCUUUGAAGCAUUGGAAUGUGGCCAGAUAUGCUGGCUUCUAGUUAGGCCCACUCCCCACAGCUGCUCUCUGAUAAGUAAAAGAAUAAAUCAGUAGUUAAGUUUAUGCUGCUUCAGCACAAAGAAAAUGUACCUAAACUGCCAUUGCCCCCCUUUCACUGUUUCACCCCUGAACAUCUGCUUCUUAGAUCUAAGUGAUUGUACUCAAUAAAUAGUGUGGAGACCAGAGCUUGGCGCCUUUGCAGCUUUUGAUUUGCUCUGGCCCCUUGGCUCCCACCUUUAUGAACUCUUAA
Molecule: messenger RNA, 3984 nt
Organism: Homo sapiens (human)
Lineage: Eukaryota; Metazoa; Chordata; Mammalia; Primates; Hominidae
Gene: ZNF461
Product: zinc finger protein 461
Exons: 6
Coding region: 522-1949 (475 amino acids)
Biological process (GO): regulation of DNA-templated transcription
Cellular component (GO): nucleus
Molecular function (GO): sequence-specific double-stranded DNA binding
Source: RefSeq, marked validated